Molecule: messenger RNA, 636 nt
Organism: Schistosoma rodhaini
Lineage: Eukaryota; Metazoa; Platyhelminthes; Trematoda; Strigeidida; Schistosomatidae
Source: the annotation of a GenBank genome assembly
AUGCGAAAAACAAAAGCCUUUUCUUUCUCCAUUGAUCACCUGUCCAUAGCGAUUUUCAUUAUCAAUGUGAAAGCGGAACCAACGGAAACAGAAUAUUCAGCUAACACUGAGAACGAACGAAAUGUCAAUGUUCAAACAAAUUCGACCAACACUGAUGUAAAGAAAGUCUCAGGAGUUGAAGAUGAAGAUGACAGUUCACUCCUAUAUGUGUUCAAAGCAGCGAUGAGGAGACCUGGUGCAGAAGUGAAAGCGGAACCAACGGAAACAGAAUAUUCAGCUAACACUGAGAACGAACGAAAUGUCAAUGUUCAAACAAAUUCGACCAACACUGCUGAACAGCGAAGACAACGAAGAAAGGAAGCAGGAGAUGUAAAGAAAGUCUCAAGAGUUGAAGUGAAAGCGGAACCAACGGAAACAGAAUAUUCAGCUAGGAGGCAGAGAUUAGAAGCCGCACGAAUUCGAAAAGAAGAGGAAGACAGGCUUGCAGAAAACAGGAGGCAGAGAUUAGAAGCCGCACGAAUUCGAAAAGAAGAGGAAGACAGGCUUGCAGAAAACAGGAGGCAGAGAUUAGAAGCCGCACGAAUUCGAAAAGAAGAGGAAGACAGGCUUGCAGAAAACACUGGUAUUCCGAUUUGA